Molecule: messenger RNA, 1302 nt
Organism: Humulus lupulus (European hop)
Lineage: Eukaryota; Viridiplantae; Streptophyta; Magnoliopsida; Rosales; Cannabaceae
Exons: 2
Coding region: 1-1302 (433 amino acids)
Source: RefSeq, a predicted model, not a curated record
AUGGCCAAGAAUGAUGUUGUGAUUCAGAGCCAAGCGACAUCCUUGAGGAACCUAGAGAUUCAAUUGGGGCAGCUAGCUAAUGAGCUAAGGAAUAGACCACAAGGCCCUUUUCCUAGUGAUACCGAAAGCCCAAGGAAGGAUGGUAAGGAGCAUUGCAAGGCGUUUACCUUGAGGAGUGGUAAAAAUAUGGAAUUGACUGAGGAGAAUUGUAAGAGAAACAUCGAGCCCACUUCAAUCCAAAGUAGUGUGGACAAGGGAGACAAAGCUGUGAAUUCAAAAAUUUUAAAUGCUGAUCCUGAAGCAAUUGCUGUAGCAAUUCCUCAGCAAAAUGAUACAGAGAAGCCUAUGACUUUGGAGCAAAUGCGCAACUAUGUGAAGUUUUUGAAGGAUAUUUUAACUAAGAAGAGGAGGCUUGGUGAAUUUGAAACAGUGGCGUUGACUGAAGGUUGUAGUGCUAUAUUGAAGAAUAAAAUUCCUCCUAAAUUGAAGGAUUCGAGUAGCUUCACAAUUCCUUGUUCUAUUGGAGGCAGAGAUGUUGGUAGAGAACUUUGUAACUUGGGGGCUAGUAUCAAUUUGAUGCCCAUGUCAAUUUUCAAGAAGUUGGGGAUUGGAGAAGCAAGACCAACCACAGUCACUUUGCAAUUAGUCGAUCGUUCUAUGGCACACCAGGAAGGAAAAAAUGAAGAUGUACUUGUGCAAGUUGAUAAAUUCAUUUUUCCAACUGAUUUCAUCUUUCUUGAUUAUGAAGCGGAUAAAGAUGUUCCUAUUAUCUUGGGUAGGCCAUUUCUAGCUACCGGGAGGACGUUGAUUGAUGUAAAAAAAUGGGAGCUUACUAUGAGGGUGAAUGACCAACAAGUGACUUUCAAUGUGUUUAACGUUAUGAAAUUUCCGAAUGAGAUUGAGGAAUGUUCUAGGCUAAGUGUAAUUGAGUCUAUUGUCGCUGAAAAAUUCCACAAGGAAGCUUUUAAAGAUGGAGUGGGGGUGAGGUCACUUGAAGAGCUUGAGGACUUAAGUGAAGAGGAAGAAAGCCAAGUUACAUGGGUGGAGUCAAAGCAGCCCCUUGCUAAAUUUAGGAGGCCUUUUGAGUCAUUGAACUUGUCGGAAGGGAAUUUUAAGCCUCCUAAGCCUUCUAUUCAAGAGCCACCAAAAUUAGAGUUGAAGCCUUUGCCUAGUCACUUGAAGUAUGCUUAUUUGAGAGAUAAUAAGACUUUGCCUGUGAUUAUUUCAGCCAUGUUAGGAGCUAAAAAAGAGCAAGUGUUGUUGGUUGCUUUGAAGAAAUAUACAAGGGCAAAAACCAUUUAA